Messenger RNA from Fraxinus pennsylvanica, 822 nucleotides. Lineage: Eukaryota; Viridiplantae; Streptophyta; Magnoliopsida; Lamiales; Oleaceae. The record is from the annotation of a GenBank genome assembly.
AUGGAACAUCAGUUGGUAUCUUGCCUUUUCCGACAGCACAGACUUGAAGGAAAUCGAACAAGAAUGAUGCAUCCACCAACAUCAUCCAUGCUAAAGUUUCGCCACUAUAGUUUUAACAGCUUAUGCAGAAAGUUUGUAUUUCUCCAUGUCGUAAAGCUCGGGACGGAAACAAUGUUUUGUCCUCUCAGUCGUUGGCCUGUAAAGGUGGUGGAAUGGAGUGGGUUUGGGACCCAGGUGGGUCAGAGGCUGCGUCGCAGCCGUGCUUUUCGCUGUGAGGUUUUGUUGGAUCUGUCGAGGGUUUGGGCACCCUGGAUCAGUUCGGAUCUCCUUCAUCUGGUGAAGUACUGGGCAGCCCCUAUCCUUGGAGGGGGCAUGCGUUCUCGUGAGAUCUUCUCCCAGCUAGAUACCAGUUUGGUCAGCUUCCCUGCGGGUUUCUGGGGCGUGUUGGUCCCUAUUUUGGCUUGGUUGUGUUGUUCGCCGGUGCUCUCUCCGGUCUCUUUGGUUCUCCUAUCACCGUUUGGUGAAGUGCGUGAUGAGUCUUGGUGUCGUGACUUGUUGGCUCUGUGUGCUGCUCCUGUGUUGCCGAUUUGCUUCAUCACUGGCCAUGGUUUUGGUUUGCAGUUUGGGCAAUGUCGCUGGCCAAGGUUCUGGCUCCGAGUUUCAUGUGUUUUGGCUGUGGGAGACAUGUUUGGGGUUAGAGCUUCGAUAGUGUCUUGGUUCCGCCCAGAUUUGGCUUCCAUUGCUUUGCUGUCUUGCCUACUGCCGAUUGAGGUUGUGGCUUGUGCGUGGGUGGUUGGUUUUGGUGUUUCAUUCUGUUUGUAG